AUGGCCGUCGGGAAGAACAAGAGGAUUUCAAAGGGAAAGAAAGGAGGAAAGAAGAAAGCAGCCGACCCAUUUUCAAAGAAGGAUUGGUAUGUUGUGAAGGCACCAUCUGGCUUCACUAACAGAGAUAUUGGUAGAACCCUUGUCACCAGAACCCAAGGAACUAAGAUUGCUUCUGAGGCCUUGAAACAUCGAGUUUUUGAAGUAUCUCUUGCUGAUCUUCAAAACGACGAGGAUCAUGCCUUCAGGAAGAUCCGCCUCAGAGCUGAGGAUGUGCAAGGGAAGAAUGUGCUGACAAACUUUUGGGGGAUGAGCUUCACAACCGACAAGCUGAGGUCUCUGGUACGCAAGUGGCAGACACUUAUUGAAGCCCAUGUGGAUGUCAAGACCACUGAUAAUUAUACCCUCAGGAUGUUCUGCAUUGCAUUCACCAAGCGUCGUCCAAACCAGAUCAAGCGAACAUGCUAUGCCCAGAGCAGUCAGAUCCGUCAGAUUCGUAGGAAGAUGAUGGAAAUUAUGGUCAACCAGGCUUCAUCUUGUGACUUGAAAGAUUUGGUUCAGAAGUUCAUCCCUGAGGUGAUCGGCAAGGAGAUUGAAAAGGCAACAACUAGCAUAUACCCAUUACAAAAUGUCUUCAUCCGGAAAGUCAAGAUCUUGAAGGCACCCAAAUUCGAUCUUGGAAAAUUGAUGGAGGUUCAUGGUGACUACUCACAGGAUAUUGGUGUGAAGGUGGAGAGGCCUGCUGAUGAAACAAUGGCGGAGGGGAGACUGAAGUCGUUGGAGCUUGAUUGA
Dovyalis caffra is the source of this 789-nucleotide messenger RNA. Lineage: Eukaryota; Viridiplantae; Streptophyta; Magnoliopsida; Malpighiales; Salicaceae. The record is from the annotation of a GenBank genome assembly.